GGGAAUUGUCAAAAAAAAAAAAGAGGGGAAAAGUAGACGCACGAGCAGAGCUCAUCGUCUUGGGCGUGGCGGUGCUCUGCUCCAUCGAUCCCCUUCCCCGCCCAAAUCGGAGCCACGCUCGCCGGCGGGAUCCUCCUCCACCACCGCCCUAAUUCCUCCAGCACCUCCACGCUCGCGCCUUCUCUCCAUCCCGGACCUCGCCCCACCACGGAGUGGCUGGCCGGGGACUCUUGGUGCCGGAGACGGGAGGGGGGCAUCGCCGGCGACCGGAGAGGAGAGGCGAGGGGAGGCUCGCGCUUCGGAAAGGGUCGUUGUCGUCUCGCCGGAGCCGUGGGCGCACGCGCGGCGGAGCUAGGGGAGGCCACGGCCAGGGGCCACUGCGAGUUCGAUUCCCCACGGUGUAAUUGCCAUGGAUGAGCAGUUCAUCCUCCGCGUGCCCCCUUCUGUGGCGGAGCAGAUUGAGCGUCUUAUGAACGAAUCUGCUGCCGGCUCAUCCUCCAACCCCGAGGAUGCCUCCCUCGACCUCUCCUUCUCAGAUGAUGGAAGAAGUGGCACAUUCAUGAUUGGUAACAAGAGCUUUCCUGCAUCUCUCUUGGAUCUCCCAACUGUUGUGGAGUCAUAUAAGACAUAUGAUGAUUCAUUUUUAGUUAAAGCUGCUGAUAUUGGUCAGAUGGUAAUGGUAAGAGAAGAUGUUGAUCCUGCUCCAGAAGAAGUUGAAUACAAGCAUGGACUUACUCCUCCAAUGAGGGAUGCACGUAGGCGACGUUAUCGCAGAGAGCCUGACUUGAAUGCAGAGCUUGUUCACCGUGUUGAGAAGGAUCUUAUAAGUAUUAUGCAUGGAGUGUCUGUCAAAAGUGGUGAAGGUGGGGGUGGUGAAGGUGGUGACCGCAAGAAAGCUGCACCAGCUCCUGCACCCAAGCCAGACGCUCAAGAGCCUGCUGCAAAUGGCGAAGAAGCUGAGCCUGAGAGGAGUGACUCUGAUGACUCGGAGAACUGAAGUGGGCCAGAAUAGAUAGUGUAGCUUCAGUUGGCCGAGCAAUCCGGUGAAUUAAGCGAUUCAGAUCAAAGAAAGUGUACUUUUACCAAGCAAGGGCGCUUGUUGUCUUUUUAGGACCUAUUGGUUAUCAUCUGAAUAAUAUUAGGAGUGUGCGACUUUGCAUCAUGGUGGAAGAGGUCAUAAGGGUGAUUGUAACUGCUGCUAGUUCCUGAAUUUUGCACUCCAGUUCUGUUACUUCGAACGACGAAUUGGAUGAUAUAUCACCGUAAUUUUAGUCUGGCCAA
Messenger RNA from Aegilops tauschii subsp. strangulata, 1281 nucleotides. RefSeq names its product transcription initiation factor TFIID subunit 7. The record is from RefSeq and is a predicted model, not a curated record. Gene Ontology annotation, cellular component: transcription factor TFIID complex. NCBI's taxonomy places the organism in Eukaryota, Viridiplantae, Streptophyta, Magnoliopsida, Poales, Poaceae. Gene Ontology annotation, biological process: RNA polymerase II preinitiation complex assembly; transcription initiation at RNA polymerase II promoter. Gene Ontology annotation, molecular function: RNA polymerase II general transcription initiation factor activity.